AUUAACGUUGACAACUUUCCAACAAGGAGUCGAAUACCUCUCCCUCGAUAUCCCGCCUGGAUAGAUUAGAAUAAUACUCGUUCUUUCCCUGACCGCCACUGGAUGCCUUCGCAACUUCAUGAUCACUUAGAUCUUCUUGUCGGAGGAUCCUUAGAAGCAACUGGAGGCGAUGGAUCUGUCAUCGAUGAAUGGAAUAGAUUGCAAAAGACCGAUGGUGUUCAUAAGCACUUCACGAAUAUCACUUUUUUUCUCAUCUGCGAAUAUCAGGUUUCGGUGCCACCGAAGAACAAAUUACGAUACACGAUAUUCCAUGGACUUCAGUGACUGACUUGUACGAAAUCGAAUCCUUGAGCCUCUUUCUUUCCCAGAUACUUCUUUUGUAUGUGACGCGACUCUGGAUACUGUUUACUCGAGUAACACUCCGGACACUUAGACGGCCUGACUCCAAUUCUUUGCUGCAUUCCUUGCAGUCGACACUGUCGUCAGGUCGCUCUGAUGAUGAGGUUUCAGCAGAGUUAGCUGAUAUGUUCGGUUUUGAGAAUAUUGAGACCGUUAUGCAAAUUUUGGACUGCCGGUUUGAGCUGCUGAAGGAGGUAGAUCGAUAUACGAAUGCUUCAGGUGGUGAAGAGAUGAGUACUGUCAGCCUUGACCCGCUGGCUGCCCGUCAGCGUAUGGAGCGACAAUUCAGAGAAAACGCCUCAAAGCCCUUGAUUUCAAGAAUGGUUGGACCCGAACCUGAAGUUCUGCCACAUAUAUAUACCUCAUCCACCAUGUCCCAGAACAAUCUUUUAUCACAAUAUGGUCGUAAAUACAUGCUACCAAUAGGAACUACACGGGAACACCAUGAGCAAUAUGAAGAAGUUGUGGUUCCACCAGCCAAACCCGUUCCUCCUCGGUCCAAAGAACGACUUGUACCGGUAUCUGAAUUGGAUCCUCUGGCGCGGGGAUGUUUUCCUGGAUAUUCAAGUCUCAACCGCAUUCAGUCGAUCAUUUAUCCAACAGCGUAUGCUUCGAACGAGAAUAUGCUAGUGUGUGCGCCUACGGGUGCAGGUAAAACUGAUGUAGCAAUGCUAACUAUUUUGCGGGUGCUUGAUCAACAUCGCUCCUCCACUACGCCUACAAAUAUCGGAAACACCAUCAAUCGUGACUCAUUCAAAAUAAUAUAUGUCGCUCCCAUGAAAGCGCUGGCCUCCGAAAUAGUACAAAAGUUUGCAAAGCGGCUGAGAUGGCUGUCAAUCACAGUCCGAGAGUUAACUGGUGAUAUGCAAAUGACCAAAGCACAAAUUGCUGAGACUCAAAUAAUUGUAACUACACCCGAGAAAUGGGACGUCGUUACUAGAAAGCCGACUGGGGAGGGGGAAAUUGCCUCUUUGCUCAAAUUAUUGAUAAUAGACGAAGUUCAUCUGUUAAACGAAGAACGUGGUGCUGUGAUAGAAACCAUUGUAGCAAGGACACUGCGUCAAGCGGAAACCACUCAGUCUGUGAUCCGAAUCGUCGGACUAAGCGCCACCCUCCCCAAUUUCAUAGACGUGUCUGACUUCCUCAGCGUAUCUCGACAAAAGGGUCUUUUCUAUUUUGAUUCCUCUUUUAGACCCAUACCACUCGAACAGCAUUUCCUCGGAAUCAAGGGAAAGUCAGGAAGCCCACAAUCAAAAAAGAGUUUGGAUCGCGUCACCUUUGAGAAAGUAAAAGACCUCGUGGAGCAAGGCCACCAGGUAAUGGUUUUCGUUCAUGCCAGGAAGGAAACGGUCAAAACUGCGAUGGCCCUAAAAGAGACCGCCGAACUCGAAGACGCUGGCGAAUUCUUUCGCUGCGAAGAUCAUCUAGAAUGGCGGUCCUCUCGGCAACAGAUUGGGCAAUCCAGAAACAAGGAAAUGAAGCAGCUUUUCGAUUAUGGUUUCGGUAUACACCAUGCAGGAAUGCUUCGCUCUGACCGAAACUUGAUGGAACACAUGUUCCGUUCUAAAGUGCUCAAGGUCCUCUGUUGUACCGCCACUCUUGCCUGGGGUGUCAACUUACCUGCUCACGCUGUGAUCAUUAAGGGAACGCAAGUUUACGAUAGCUCCAAGGGGUCGUUCGUGGAUCUUUCCGUGCUUGAUGUCUUGCAAGUUUUCGGUCGUGCUGGGCGUCCCGGACUUGAGACUAGUGGAGAAGGUUAUAUCUGCACAACUGAAGACAAACUCGAUCACUAUCUGGAAGCUGUGACUUCGCAGAAUCCCAUUGAAUCUCAAUUCAAAGGUGGAAUGAUUGACGCUUUGAACGCGGAGAUCUCAUUGGGAACAGUGAGCAGCGCCAACGACGCAGUCCAGUGGUUAGGUUAUACGUACCUUUUUGUUCGGAUGCGCAAGAACCCGUUCGUAUAUGGGAUCGCAAGAGACGAGCUGGAAGGUGACCCUCAGCUGGGUCAUAAACGGAAUGAGCUCGUGACUUUAGCCGCUCAAAAGCUAGCCGAUGCACAAAUGAUCGUAUACAAUCGCCAGACGGGUACCUUCGCUACUCGAGACCUAGGCAGAAUUGCGGCACGAUAUUAUAUCCGUCACCAGUCCAUUGAGACUUUCAACCGAGAGUUCAAACCCAGGAUGUCUGAAGCUGAUGUGUUGGCCAUGUUGAGCAUGAGUACCGAGUUUGACCAAAUCCAAACGAGGGAAUCCGAACUGAAGGAACUUUCAACCUUGAUGGAAGAUAUACCGUGCCAAGUCAAGGGAGUCAUUACUAGUACUCAGGUUCGCGAAACGAUAUCUGGACCCGACAAAGGCACGGGGACCUACACGGAAAAGAUUGAGAUCUCCAGCCAAGCGAAAGUCAACAUUCUUCUACAGAGUUUCAUCUCCAGGAAGCCGAUAGAUGACUUUGCACUUGUAUCUGAUACCGCCUACGUCGCUCAAAAUGCUGGUCGUAUCGUUCGCGCCCUCCUCGAAAUAGCCAUCAGUAGAAAGUGGGCCUCUGUUUCUUUAGUCCUCAUGGGUCUGAGCAAAGCCGUGGAAAAACGCCUUUGGCCAUACGACCAGCCCAUGUUACAGUUCGAUCUCAAACCUGAGGUUUUCUAUGGUCUGGAACAAUGGGCCGACGAGUGGACCCCUUCACAGCUCGCCAACAUGAAUGCAGAAGAGCUUGGAAAACUUAUUCACUUGAACGUGCACCACGGACAAGCACUCUUCAAUGCCGCAAAGCAAGUGCCGUGGGUGAUGAUGACAUACGAUCUCCGUCCGCUUGGGCAUGACAUUCUCAAGAUUGCUAUCCAUGUCACAAAGGAUUUCAGUUGGAGUAACAAGGUUCAUGGAUCGGCGGAACCAUUUUGGCUCUGGGUUGAGGACCACGAUGGCCUCAAUAUCCUGCAGUUCACACAUACUUUGCUCAAGCCUACCAUGGAUAUCCUGCACUUUGACUUCGUUAUCUCCAUCAUUCAUCACGACCCGCCCCCUUCUGUCACCAUAAGAUUCGUGUCUGACCGAUGGGUUGGCGCUGAGCAGGAGCUUGUCAUACCACUGGACGCCCUUGAGAUGCCCCAAAAGCCAAGUAGCCACACCCCUUUGUUAGACUUACCGCUUCUUCCGCUUUCGACUGUGAGGGAUCCUGUAGUGGACGCUAUUUUCGCCAAUCGCAUCCAUAACUUCAAUCCCCUACAAACUCAGGUAAUGUGGAGUUUGAUCAACACCAACUCACACGCUCUGUUGUGUGCCCCACCUGGCUGUGGGAAGUCUACCGUGGCGUUGAUUUUAGUCUGGACACAAGUUCUGAAGUCACCUACUUCCUGGGUUUUGGUCGUGACUCCUCACGGAAACGCAGCAGCCGAAGUUUUGUCGAAUCUCAAGGUGGCGACGAAUAUCGUAGACGAUGUAACCAUUAUGACACCGGAUUCUCGGAGUAUCCUUCGUCAACCAAACGGAAAAACAAUCAUGAUUGCAACUUCGCGCGAUUUAUUUGAGGCAAUUAUUUCGAGGGAUCCGAAAGUGGCAUUGACCGGACUCGAUUUGGUCGUUUGUGAAAAUAUGGAGAACCUAGAAGCCAAGUACGAGCUCGGAGUAUCGCUGCUUCGCCACGCUACACAAUUUUGUCCCACACGAUUCGUAGGAUUCUCGAAUUCUCUUCACGAUGCUGCGGACUUAGGGGCGUGGUUGGAUGUAGACGAAUUCGCUUUCCACAGCUUCCGUCCUAGUGAUCGCAACUACCCUCUCAUCACCUCUGCACUGACAUUUUCAAUCCCGCAUUCCGCAUCUCUAUUCAAGGCGAUGGCAAAACCAAUUCACAAUGCCAUUUGUGGUGUACUGUUGGGGAAUUCUGCGAUCGUUUUGGUGCCAUCUCGUGGACAGUGCAAACUUACUGCACUAGAUCUUCUUACGCAGUCUGCGUUAGAGAAUCAGACCGAUCGAGGUUAUCGCGUAUCGGAGAUGUUGGAUAAGGAUUUGGGAUUUUUACUGGAUAGGUUAACUGACAGGUCUCUGGUAGAUUUCAUAUCCAAAGGUGUCGGGAUCUACCAUAGUGGAAUACCAAGAGGAGAUCGUGGAUUAAUACUCCGACUUUAUGUCGAAGGGGUGAUCCGUGUCCUGCUGGUCUCACGAGAAGCUUGUUGGUCUUUACCCGUGCGGGCUGGUAUCGUUGUCGUAGCAGGGACACAGUACAUGAAACCGACAAGUGAAGGACAACAUUUGCAAGACUACGAGCUGCCUGAACUUGUACGGAUGCAAAGUCUAGCUGUUCGACAUUCGGGGACAGGCCAUUUCCACCUCCUAUGCCAGGCGGAGGCUAAGGAGACAUAUCUUCGUUUCUUGAAUGAAGGGUUACCUCUUGAAUCGAACUUGUUGGAUUCGGAAGAGCUAAGACUGUGGUACAAGAAACACAGGGAAUUUUCCGAGGAACAAAAUGUAGUGGAUGGAUUGUCAUUCACUUUUUUGGCGAGAAGGAUGGUAAAUAAUCCUGUAUAUUAUGAUUGUCCUUGUUCUUCGUUAGAGGAAAGCCUUUCAUGGGUUGCGGAUAACCUGAAAGAAUAGAUUUGUUUGCUGGUCACUGUGGGUGACGGUGAGCGUAC
Messenger RNA from Marasmius oreades (fairy-ring Marasmius), 5026 nucleotides. RefSeq lists its product as uncharacterized. Gene Ontology annotation, molecular function: ATP binding; nucleic acid binding; ATP hydrolysis activity. The transcript has 23 exons. The record is from RefSeq and is a predicted model, not a curated record. Gene Ontology annotation, cellular component: nucleus. Bases 525 to 4988 code for a protein of 1487 amino acids. Lineage: Eukaryota; Fungi; Basidiomycota; Agaricomycetes; Agaricales; Marasmiaceae.